UUGCAACUUCGCAGAAGAGUUAAAAUAACCUCAUAAACGUGACUUGUUGUUUCUCUUAAGUUGUCAUCUAAUCAUUACGUCUUCUUCACGUUUGAGAUAAAAGUUAAAAUAUGACGACGUUAGAAGAUAAUUCCAUUUGGGAAGAUGGAGAAGAAUCGUUCGGAGAAGAAGUUCUUCGCAUGUCCACAGAUGAAAUUGUAAGUCGUACUCGGCUAUUAGACAAUGAAAUUAAAAUAAUGAAGAGCGAAGUAAUGAGAAUUAGUCACGAAUUGCAAGCUCAAAACGAGAAGAUUAAAGAGAACACUGAAAAGAUUAAAGUUAACAAAACACUCCCCUACUUGGUUUCAAACGUAAUUGAGUUGCUCGAUGUAGAUCCUCAAGAAGAGGAGGAGGAUGGUGCCGUUGUCGAUUUGGAUGCUCAGCGUAAAGGCAAAUGUGCUGUUGUAAAAACUUCCACUCGACAAACCUACUUUUUACCCGUUAUUGGGUUAGUGGAUGAGGAAAAAUUGAAACCCGGCGAUCUUGUUGGUGUUAAUAAAGACUCUUACCUGAUCCUCGAAACGCUUCCUGCCGAAUACGAUGCCCGAGUGAAAGCCAUGGAAGUGGAUGAAAGGCCAACAGAACAAUACUCCGAUAUUGGAGGACUUGAUAAACAGAUUCAAGAAUUAAUUGAAGCGGUUGUGUUGCCAAUGACACACAAGGAGAAAUUUGAAAAUUUAGGAAUUCAUCCCCCAAAAGGCGUGUUGCUGUAUGGCCCUCCUGGAACUGGAAAAACUUUACUGGCACGAGCAUGUGCAGCGCAAACAAAAUCGACCUUCUUAAAGUUAGCUGGUCCUCAAUUAGUACAAAUGUUUAUUGGAGAUGGUGCAAAGUUAGUUCGGGAUGCUUUCGCUUUAGCUAAAGAGAAGUCUCCCGCUAUUAUAUUUAUUGAUGAAUUAGAUGCUAUAGGUACAAAACGAUUUGAUUCUGAAAAAGCGGGCGACAGAGAAGUACAGCGGACUAUGUUGGAAUUAUUGAAUCAACUCGACGGAUUCAGCUCUACCUCACAUAUCAAAGUUAUUGCCGCUACAAAUCGAGUUGACAUUUUAGAUCCUGCUUUAUUGAGAUCGGGCCGACUGGAUCGUAAAAUUGAAUUUCCUCAUCCAAAUGAGGAAGCGAGAGCAAGAAUUAUGCAAAUUCACUCUAGAAAAAUGACUGUCAGUUCUGAUGUUAACUAUGAAGAGUUGGCAAGAACAACAGAUGAUUUUAAUGGGGCACAGUGUAAAGCGGUCUGUGUUGAAGCAGGCAUGAUUGCUUUGCGAAGAAAUGCUACGGUAGUCAUACAUGAGGAUUAUAUGGAUGCGAUCAUGGAAGUUCAAGCUAAGAAGAAAGCUAAUCUUAAUUAUUACGCGUAAUUUGUAUCUUUCCUAUAAUUAUAUUUGUCUGCUUUUGAAGGAAUUUAUAAACAACCAAGUUUGUUUACA
Messenger RNA from Photinus pyralis (common eastern firefly), 1463 nucleotides. It is a transcript of the gene Rpt5, whose product is annotated as 26S proteasome regulatory subunit 6A-B. The transcript is spliced from 3 exons. Gene Ontology annotation, cellular component: proteasome regulatory particle, base subcomplex. The record is from RefSeq and is a predicted model, not a curated record. NCBI's taxonomy places the organism in Eukaryota, Metazoa, Arthropoda, Insecta, Coleoptera, Lampyridae. Gene Ontology annotation, biological process: proteasome-mediated ubiquitin-dependent protein catabolic process. Bases 111 to 1394 code for a protein of 427 amino acids. Gene Ontology annotation, molecular function: proteasome-activating activity; ATP hydrolysis activity; ATP binding.